AUGUUUAUAUAUUCAGAUUUAAACAUUGCGAUUGACGAUGAAACACAAAACUCCGAUUUAAGAACGUCAUCUGUUCAUGCCCAUGGUUUUGAAGAGGAAUCUAUCCCUUUACGCAUCCCAAUGCCCAACCAUGGCAUACCAGAUUUAAACAUAGCGAUUGACGAUGAAACGCAUAACUUCGUUACCGGAACAUCCUCUGGUCAUGCAAAUGAAGAGUAUUGUGAUUUCGGUGAUGCAAGCAAUAGUUGUGUCCAUUGUGGGGCGAUGUUUUGGUUCGAGGAAAGGAAGAAAAACUAUUCCACUAAAGGUCCACCGAUGUUUCCAUUGUGCUGCAACAAUGGCAAGAUUAAGUUACAGGAGAAUGCGUUGCCACCGAAAGUUAUAUAUACAAUUGAGUUCCAAAAGCGAGGCCUCCCGCAUGCUCAUAUAUUGCUUUUUUUGGGAAAGAAUCAGGACGUUAGUGAUGUUGUUACUCUAGAUAAGAUAAUUUCUGCAGAGAUACCAGAUGAAAAGACAGAUGUGCAAUAUUACAAAGCGGUGGAGGAAUUUAUGAUGCAUGGGCCAUCUGGAAAAGCAAGGACCAAUUCUCCCUGUAUGGUAAAUGCACGAUGCUCAAAACAUUUUCCUAAGAGAUUUGUUGAGAGCUCUACAUUUGAUGCCGAUGGUUACCCAGUAUAUAGAAGGAGAGACAACGGCAAUAUAGUUACAAAGAACGGGAUCGCAUUGGACAACAGGUAUGUUGUACCACACAAUAGGCAUUUAUUGCUUAAGUAUAAGGCUCAUAUAAAUGUGGAGUGGUGCAACCAGUCACGCUCAAUCAAGUACCUGUUCAAGUACGUUAAUAAGGGUCAUGACAGAGUAACUGCAGAAUUCUACAACACAACCAGUGAUGAAGAAAAGGGGAAAGUCAUAGAUGAGAUCAAUAUGUACUACGAUUGUAGGUACAUAUCACCAUGUGAAGCAGUUUGGCGUUUGUUUGGUUUUGAUAUACAGCUAAGGGCGCCUUCAGUUGAAAGGUUAAGCUUUCACCUUCCAAAUCAACAGAGCGUGAUAUUUUCAGAUGACGAUCCUGUUGAGAACAUUAUAAAUAGACCAACAAUAGCACAAAGCAUGUUCUUAGAAUGGUUUGAGGCGAAUAAAACUUUCCUUGAUGCAAGAGAGCUUACUUAUGUGGAAAUGCCCACAAAAUUCGUUUGGAAGAAAGAUGUCCGAAAAUGGCAACCAAGGAAAAAAGGAUUCUCAAUUGGUCCGAUAUUUUAUGUUCCCCCAGCUACUGGCGAAAUAUUUUAUUUGAGGUGUCUGUUGAAUAAAAUACGUGGGCCUACAAGUUAUGAAGAUAUUAGGACUGUAAAUGGUGUCCUCUAUAACUCAUUUCGAGACGCGUGUUAUGCUAGAGGUUUAGUUGAUGAUGAUAACGAAUAUGUUGAUGCAAUAGAAGAAGCCAGUCAUUGGACGUCAGCAGAUCAACUGAGGAGACUAUUUGUUACAUUGCUAAUGAGCAGUUACAUGGGUAAACCGGAAAGCGUUUGGUAUGUUGUGUGGCCACAUUUGUCAGAUGAUGCACAAUUCCAGAUCCCGAAACAAUUGCACAAUAGAGAUUUUGUGUUGACCGAUUCGCACAAGAUGAACUUUGCUUUAGUGGAGAUUGAAAAACUAUUAUCUAUUCAUGGAAAGAGUUUGAAGGACUAUCCAGAAAUGCCUGCUGCAAACUGUACCGCAUUACAUAUUAUAUCGAACAGGUUUAUACAAGAGGAAUUAGCAUACGACUGUGUGGAACAAGAGAAAGAGAACCUGGAGUUGGUAAGUCAAUUAACUGAUGAGCAAAAGUUCAUAUACAAUGAGGUGUUAACCGAUAUUGAUGGCCAGUCUGGAGGGUUAUUCUUCGUUUACGGUUAUGGAGGUACUAGAAAGACCUUUUUGUGGCGUGCAUUGUUCUCCGCAUUAAGGUCUAAAAGAGAAAUAGUGUUAAAUGUUGCAUCCAGCGGUAUAGCGUCGCUUUUAUUUCCAGGGGGCAGAAUUGCACAUUCUCGAUUUGCCAUACCGAUCUCUGUUAAUGAAGAUUCCACUUGCAACAUAAGUCACGGCAGUCAACUGGCAGAGCUUAUUGUGCAAAGCAAGUUGAUCAUAUGGGAUGAAGCUCCAAUGAUGCACAAAUUUUGUUUUGAGGCCCUAGAUCGAACUAUGAGGGAUUUGAUGCGUUUCAAAAAUCCAAGGAGCUUUGAUAUGACAUUCGGUGGUAAAACAGUGGUGCUAGGUGGGGAUUUCAAACAGAUUUUACCAGUCAUUCCGAAGGGUACAAGACAGGAUAUUGUCCGUGCAAACAUUAGCUCCUCAUAUCUAUGGAAGUCCUACAAAGUAUUGCGACUGACUAAGAAUCUACGACUAAGAAGUGUACAGUUAGAAAUAGAGUGUCGAGAGAUCGACGACUUUGCAAAAUGGAUAGCUAAUAUAGGUGACGGAACGGUUGGUAUUCAAUUUGAUGGUGGGUCAGAUAUUACAGUUCCUGAACGUUUAUUGCUAGAGUGCGAGGAUGACCCUAUUGCCACAAUUGUUGAUAGCACCUUCCCGAAUUUUAGACAAGGGAUGGGUGAUCUGUCAUACCUCAAUGAUAGUGCAAUUUUGGCUCCAAAAUUGGAUGUCGUAGAUAGCAUUAACCAAUACAUGAAUGACCAUAAUCCGGCUGAGGGAAAGACAUACUUGAGUUGUGAUUCCGUUUGUAAAUCAGAUUCAAAUGUUGAUAUGUUAGCAUAUUUGCACACUCCCGAAUUCUUGAAUGGCCUUAGAUGUUCUGGAGUACCAAAUCAUGCUUUGACAUUGAAAGUUGGGUCACCUGUUAUGCUCUUGAGAAAUAUUGAUCACACACUCGGAUUAUGCAACGGUACAAGGUUGAUUGUUACUAGGUUAGCUGAACACGUGUUGGAAGGCAAGAUCAUGUGCGGUACAAAUGCUGGAACAAGACGGUUUCAAGAGUUAGUAGCCCAAGGGGUUUGA
This is a messenger RNA of Ipomoea nil (Japanese morning glory), 2991 nucleotides long. RefSeq lists its product as uncharacterized. The transcript is spliced from 7 exons. Gene Ontology annotation, molecular function: DNA helicase activity. Gene Ontology annotation, biological process: telomere maintenance; DNA repair. The coding region runs from base 1 to 2991 and encodes 996 amino acids. NCBI's taxonomy places the organism in Eukaryota, Viridiplantae, Streptophyta, Magnoliopsida, Solanales, Convolvulaceae. The record is from RefSeq and is a predicted model, not a curated record.